Molecule: messenger RNA, 1238 nt
Organism: Danio rerio (zebrafish)
Lineage: Eukaryota; Metazoa; Chordata; Actinopteri; Cypriniformes; Danionidae
Source: RefSeq, a predicted model, not a curated record
UUUGUAGAAAAUACACCCAUAAACAUGUUAUUUUAAGCCAUUUUUGAGCGUUUUGUAUAGAUAUAUCACUCUGUUUUGUACAAUAUUCAAUCUGCUAAGCCUUAUACAAAGUUUGUUCAUCAAAACAUGAUUGUGAAAUGUUGCAGAUACUUGAGGGAGGUGUCACAGAUCAGUGUGGCGAGGGAUUUCUCCAGCUCUCAAACUCUUUAAUUAAUUUAAAACCAUCUAGAGCGAUUUAAAAGAUUAAAAGCCAAAUUAUCAAAUCCACAGCAUGCAAUUAUGGGCAAUUACCACAAGUUUUAUUGGGUGAAUGACAAAAGGUUGUCGUAUAAAAACUAAAGCUUGUGGAAUAGCAUAGUAUUAACAGCAGAAGUUGUUGGGAUGUGAAAACGAGAAACAGGUAAGUGAAAAUAGUAAUCUAUAUCUGAAAACAUUUAUAUGUUUACUUGCCUUCGGGGUCACGGAUCAAAUUUUGCAGGGCAGAAUCAGCUAUGGCAACUUUAACCUUCGUUUACUAUCUCCUGACUGCAGUCUGUCUCAAUCUGGCUGUUCCAGUGGAGGAAACCAGGAGCAGGAGGACUAGAGAUAUGAGUAUAGAGGACUUAUAUCAACCAAUGCGUCCAGGUCAAUCAGGCUUUCCAUUUGUUUUCCUCAUGCCUACGGAUCAGUUUCCUGGAAUGCAACUUACGCCCAACAUUUCUCCAAGUAUCAUACGCCCAUAUUCACCUGGUUUCUACCCAUUUCGGUAUCCACAUCCCUAUCUACCCCCAUAUUUGCAUUCACAUCUACAUCGAUAUCCAUAUCUACAUCGAUAUCCACACCCUGGUCCACGCUUAUUCCCCUUCAGGCCAUCUGUGGCAGUGCAACCCCCUAUUAUCGUAGUGGACAGAGUACCGAGUCCCACCACAGUCUCCCCGACAGCCAGACCCCAAACCACAGCCAUUGCUGUUGGAUGAGGAGCAUCUUUCUGGAGCCCAAUCAACACUUUCAGCUAUCACAUAAAACAUGACUUGAUUGUGAAUCAAACUUGAAUUUAAUAGAUUGUUUAAUGUUUUUAUAAUAUUUUAAAUGUAUGCUUUUUUUGUUCUCAAACUAAUGUUUGGACUGGUGUUGAGUGAAAAAAUCAUGGAAAUAUUAAAUAUUAGUAAUCAAGUUUCUGUCUUAUCAUUUAGAGCAGGGGUUUGGGGUCCGGGAGGCACAGAAAGCCUAGGGGGUCUGUGAAAAUAUUUAAAGUAAAA